Harmonia axyridis is the source of this 2515-nucleotide messenger RNA. Its product is annotated as rRNA N6-adenosine-methyltransferase ZCCHC4. The transcript has 6 exons. Gene Ontology annotation, biological process: rRNA methylation. The coding region runs from base 102 to 2423 and encodes 773 amino acids. Gene Ontology annotation, molecular function: nucleic acid binding; rRNA (adenine-N6-)-methyltransferase activity; zinc ion binding. The record is from RefSeq and is a predicted model, not a curated record. Gene Ontology annotation, cellular component: cytoplasm; nucleolus. Lineage: Eukaryota; Metazoa; Arthropoda; Insecta; Coleoptera; Coccinellidae.
UAUUCUGUGGAUGCACCCUAACCUAACAAUUUCAAAUUCAAAUCUCUAGAAGACUUCGUGUUCUUUCUAGAUUAGUUUUGAAUUUACUUCAAAUAUUCCUGAUGUCUGGUGUAAAUGUUGUGAUUGAGGACCUAUCCACACACCCAAGUUGUGUGCAUGGUCCUACUUUAUUAUUCUCAAAGGAUAUCGAUGGCCACAAAAGGUUUUAUUAUGCCUGUUCCGCAUGUAGAGAUAGAAAAAAAUGUUCAUACUUUGUUUGGCAGGAUGAAGUGGAGAAAUAUGUGAACAAAAAAAUUAAUAAACAAAUAGUGGAACACCAGAAAGUGAUAAAUCACCGUUCGCUGUUCUUGCAGCUGAAUAAGGUGAAAGGUGCACCUGAAGAUCGUAGGUUGUAUUGUAACACUUGUGACUUAUUGGACCUUAAAGAAAAUUCUAAUGUUCACGAAGAUCAUGAUGUGAAGAAUGGUGUUACCGACUAUGAACUAGAACAUCCUUCAGAGUUUCUGAAACCACUUGACGAUUCAAAGAAAGAGGCACAGUAUCUCUUCACAGAGAAAUGUGUGACACGUAUUAUAGAAAUGUUACAAUUUCUAGGCAAGAAGAAUGUUAUAUGUAUUGGCACCCCAAGGAUAUUUGAAUACAUCAACAGCAAUAUGUCACUUGGAAUGAAUGCAAUUUUACUUGAUUUCGAUUCUAGAUAUCAUUCAUUUUUUGGACCAUUACAAUUUUCUUGGUUCAAUAUGUUCAACAAUCAUUUUUUCAAGCAGGAUGGAAAAGAAGUAUUCAGAGAUUUUUUGAAAUCAACAAAUGUUUCAGAUACAAUUUUAUUAACUGAUCCACCAUUUGGUGGAAGGGUUGAACCAAUUUCUGAUACGUUCAACAAAAUGAAUGAUCAAUUCAAGAAAGUCCAUAAAACAGAUGGGGACUUGCCUAUCUUCUGGAUAUUUCCAUAUUUUAUGGAACCACAUAUUCUGAAUUCGAUGAAUAAUUUUGCCAUGCUGGAUUACAAAGUUGAUUACGAUAAUCACCCAUUAUUUCAACAAGGAAAAGGUGGAAGAAAAUUCGGCUCCCCAGUCAGAAUAUUCACAAAUUUAGAACCAAGUUCGAUAACUCUUCCUGUAGAAGAAGGUUACAAGUAUUGUAGUAUAUGUGAAAAAUGGGUCGCAGAAGAAAACAAGCAUUGCGAGGAAUGCAAUUCUUGUACUUCUAAAGAUGGUCGUACAUAUGUCCAUUGCGCUUUAUGCGAUAAGUGUGUUAAACCAACUUGGAAACAUUGUAAAAAGUGCAGGAAGUGUGCAAUUGAGACGCAUAAAUGUGGACAGCUGCCGUUUACUAAGGAUUGUUUACACUGCAAGAAACCAGGACACAAGAAAGUAGACUGUCCAGAACUGAACCAAAAUGGAGUUACUACUAAAAGAAUAUCAGAGGUGGAACAAGAACAUGAGGAAGAAGAAAGUUUGGAACCAACCCAGAAGAAAGUUUCAAAGAAAAGGAAAUUAGAGAUGAAACAAAAACGCGAGGAAGAAGACUGUUCAGAACAGAGCCAAAAGAAAGUUACAAAGAAAAGGAAAUUGGAGGCAGAACAAGAACAUAAGGAAGAGGACUGUUUAGAACAGGGCCAAAAGAAAGCUACAAAGAAAAGGAAAUUUGAAUUGAAAUCAGAACACAAGAAAGAAGACUGCUUAGAGCUGAAUCAAAAUGGAGUUACAAAGAAAAAUAAAUCUGGGUUGAAACAAGAACAAAAGGAAGAACAUUGUUCAGUAAAGAACCAAAAGAAAAUUACAAAGAAAAAUAAAUCAGAGUUGAAACAAGAACAGAAGGAAACGGAAUGUGCAGAAAAGAGCCAAAAGAAAAUUACAAAGAAAAAGAAGUCAGAAUUGAAACAAGAGCAGAAGGAAGAAGGUUCAGAACAGAACCAAAAAAAAGUUUCAGAGAAAAGGAAAUUGGAAGUGGAAGAGGAAUGUUCAGAACAGGGCCAAAAGAAAGCUUCAAAGAAAAGGAAAUUUGAGGUAAAACCAAAUCACAAGAAAGAAGACUGCUCAGAGCUGAAUCAAAAUGGAGUUACAAAGAAAAAUAAAUCAGGGUUGAAACAAGAACAAAAAGAAGCAUGUUCAGUAAAGAACCAAAAGAAAAUUACAAAGAAAAAUAAAUCAGAGUUGAAACAAGAACAGAAGAAAGAAGAAUGUGCAGAAAAGAACCAAAAAAAAAUUACAAAGAAAAAUAAAUCAGACUUGAAACAAGAACAGAAGGAAGAAGAAGGUUCAGAACGGGAUCAAAAGGAAGUUACAGAGAAAAGAAAAUUGGAGGUGAAACCAGGACAUAAGAAAGUAAACGGUUUAGAAAAGAACCAAAAGGAAUUCACAGAGAAAAGAAAAUCACAGGUGAAACCAGGAAAGAAAACAAAGAAGUUGAAAAAACAAUAAAAAAAUUCAUAUAAUGUUUUCUGCAAUCAAUGUACACUUUUGAAUUUUUAUAUAUCAAAACAAUUAUAAAUAAAUGUAUAUACAAAGUGUUA